Molecule: messenger RNA, 2460 nt
Organism: Corvus hawaiiensis (hawaiian crow)
Lineage: Eukaryota; Metazoa; Chordata; Aves; Passeriformes; Corvidae
Gene: STYK1
Product: serine/threonine/tyrosine kinase 1
Exons: 12
Coding region: 639-1916 (425 amino acids)
Biological process (GO): protein phosphorylation; multicellular organism development; cell surface receptor protein tyrosine kinase signaling pathway
Cellular component (GO): signaling receptor complex
Molecular function (GO): ATP binding; transmembrane receptor protein tyrosine kinase activity
Source: RefSeq, a predicted model, not a curated record
GGCCCCGCACCGCCCCCGAGCCGCAGGAGCUGAAGCCGUGGCGGGACCGGCCGCUCCCGCUGGGCCGUGGUGGUUUCAGGAGCUUUCCUGAAAGUAACGCCGAAGGUGUGUGCCCGAGGGCUCCUUGCUGUGCCUGUCUCUGUAGUCAGCCCAUGAGCAGCUGGUGUGUGGAAGCCAGGCAGACCCGUUCUGCAAGUGUGUGCCUUCCUGUCAGCUGUGUGUUGGACAUCCCUGGGGAGACAGCUGAGAAGACCUAGAGAAGCAAAGAACUGAAGCUGGGCGGGACUGGAGUAGAAAAAUCAGUGAGGAGGAACUUAGUCAUAAGAAUUACAGCCGUUCCAAGGUAAUCAUCAGCGUUAUUGGGAGUGGCCUCACAAACUGGGAACUCGCAGCAGGAGAAGACAACUGCAGGGCAAGGGAAGUGGUGUCAUUCAGGGUGUUACAGCUACCAGCUGUUUCAAAAGUGAGUUAUACUACUAAGUCUUUAUAGCUGAGACCUUCUUUACAAGGACAGAAGUGACUCUGGUGUGGCUGGUCAGAAUUUCCCAUUCUCACAGUUGAAGAUGCUGCUUGGUACCCACAUGUGCCUUGCAGUGAGAGGAGGUGGGGAUUGGAGACCUGCUUGUUUUUAAUUGAUCAUGGCAGGGGACAUGAAAAGACUCUCACGGAUGCUGUUGGAGUGCAAUAGCAAUGACAGGCUAUGUGUUGUGCGUGAAUAUCAAACGGAAGUGAUCGUUGUCCCAGUUCUCCUGGUGGGACUUUUUGUCAUUGUGCUCACUGUAAUCCUGUGGCUCCACUGCCGCGGCCUGCGAGCAAAGCAGGAGCAAUCAGCACCAGCUGGAACACAAGUGAAGAAAAAGAACCAGCAGGAACCCUGCUCAACAGAGAACCACUACAUCCAGCUGAGUGAGACAUCUGUGGAGAGCCUUCUAAAUUCUGCAUCCUUGACUCUAAAAGAAUUAGAGAUCCCACGAGAGAAGCUCUCACCAGGCACCUUGCAGCUGAUAAAACAUGGUGCCUAUGGGAGCAUCUACAGAGCACAGUUGGAAACUGGGAGCUCUGGGAAGACUAAGACUGUGGUAUUGAAAGCUUUGCAAGACCUGGCUAGUCCCCAGAAAAUAAAGGAUUUCUUGGGAAGGAUUAAAUUCCAUCAAAAUCUUGGCCAUCAUGAGAACCUGGUUGAAUUGGUUGGAUGUUGUGUAGACCAGCUCCCACUUUAUAUGAUCAUGGAAGAUGUGUCUCUAGGUGACCUAUUGACAUUUCUGUGGACAUGUCGGAAGGAUGUAAUGGCAAUGGAUGGUGUCCCCUAUGACUUCACUGAGAGGCAGGUGUAUGAGGUUGGACAGCAGGUUGCAGCAGCUCUGGCUUAUCUUGAAGAAAAGAAGUUGUUCCAUGGUGACAUUGCUGCCAGGAAUGUCCUUCUUCAUCACAACUUCACUGCUAAGCUCUGUGGUUUGGGCCUGGCCUACGAAUGUCAUACACAUGGUGCCAGCUCAGUCACACGGAAAGUGCCAGUCAAGUGGCAGGCACCAGAGAGGCUCCUGAGCAAACCCCCUACCAUCAAGGCAGACAUAUGGUCUUUUGGAAUUCUACUGUAUGAAAUGAUUACAUUAGGUGCUCCACCAUAUCCUGAGGUGCCGACUUCUGACAUCUUAUCAUAUCUGCAGAAACAGAACAUUAUGAAGCAGCCCUCGAGCUGCCAGCAAGCCAUGUACUGCAUCAUGAAGUCCUGCUGGCAGUGGAGUGCAGCUCACCGGCCUUCUCCAACACACCUCUUGUGCUCUCUGAAAACAGCAAUGAAGACCAGCAAUGGGCACACAGUGCUGCAGGUGCCAGAGCCAGUGGUGCCUGAACUCUAUGCUGAUGUUGCUGGUGUUGAUGUGCACAGCCUAGUGAGGGAAUACACAAUCCUCUGAAGGGCCCUUUUAUGUUUUGGUAAAGGAGAAGAAGUCGCAGAAUUUUCCAUUUCUAAAUAUUUUGCAAGCUCAGAAUGAGGUGUGCAUGUUGGAAGGGAUCCCUUUGUUCUUCAAACAUGUAUAAAAUCUCUCCUCCAUGCCAGACACAAGAAACUGUUAUCAUUAUUGUUAAAUCAACCUGUUGGUAUCAUUCUGCCAGUGGUCAUUUGGGAGUAAAGUGUGUUUAGGAAGCUGUAGAAAAUGUAACGAGAAACUUGAGUUAAAGGAGUGUGUUAGGUUUGUGUGGCAAGGGGUGGACUACAGGGGUGACUUCUGUGAGAAGGUGCCAGAAGCUUCCCCCAGUUCCAUGAUGGACCUGCUGCUGGCCAAGGCUGAGCCCUUCAGCAACACUGGUAGCACCUCUGUGAUUAUGUAUUUAAGAAAGGGUUAAAAGUACUGCACAACAGCAGGUGGAAGAGAGGAGUGUGAAUGUGAGAGGAACAGCUCUGCAAACACCCAGGGCAGGGCACGAGGAGAAGAAGGAGCUGCUCCAGGCUCUGGAGCU